GUCAGUCGCGGGCGAGCGGCUGUGCCCAGGCCAUGCACUCCCUCACCCAGGAGAUCCGCAGCUUCUCCAAGGCCAACCUGCGGAAGCAGCGCACCCGCGUAACGACGCUGACCGGCCGCAGGAUCAUCGAGACGUGGCGCGGUGCCUGCCUGCAGGUGGAGGAGGAGGCGGAGGCAGCGCCCGGCGGCGGCUACGUGCAGGACUUAAGUGCCGAUCUCCAGGUCGGCGUCGUCAAGCCCUGGUUGCUGCUGGGGUCGCAGGAUGCUGCUCAUGACCUGGAGACCAUGAAGAAGUACAAGGUUACUCAUGUUCUAAAUGUGGCAUAUGGAGUCCAAAAUGCCUUCCUCAAUGACUUCAUAUACAAGACGAUUUCUAUUCUGGACCUCCCAGAAACUGAUAUUACCUCCUAUUUCCCAGAAUGUUUUGAGUUUAUUGAGAAAGCCAAGAUGCAGUUGUUACUGUGUUUCAUUUGUUUCUUGAAGGAUGGUGUGGUACUGGUGCACUGUAAUGCAGGAGUCUCCCGUGCAGCAGCAAUAGUCACUGGCUUUCUAAUGAGUUCAGAGAGACUGAGUUUUGCUAGAGCCUUUUCCUUGGUGAAAAAUGCAAGGCCUGCAGCUUGUCCAAAUCCUGGCUUCAUGGAGCAGCUUCACAAGUACCAAGAACAGAAUAUAAAGGCAAAUGGAAGUAUAAAUGAUCAUGACUGAUUAAAAGGGAGAAGUGACACAGCCUGUUUGACUACACAGUAACAAAUGUUGGAUGUACUUUAAUCUGUCAUUUUGCAGUCCCCUUUCACAUGUGCAUUUUGAAGUAUACAUAUUUUUUUUUCCUACUCCCCGCUUUGACAUCCUUUUUUUUCAGUGUAUAGGCUAAAGGCCAAAUGGUUUUCCACUAACUUUAGAGGUGAUAUUCCCCAAGGACAAGCUCUUCCUAAGGUGCUAAUAAAAAGAUAAAGUUAAAUUUUCCUUGAAGUAUUAGAAAAAAAUGGUCUUUUCGAAUUGAAUCAUCACAGAAAAUGCAGGCAGUAGGGAUAGGAGAUAAAAUAAUUGAGAUAAGUUGCCCUGUUUAGGCAACUCUUCCAGUUGUUUCAACCAAAUUGAUGCAUCCUAGUUAUUUUAUUAUUUAGAUUUUACAACUGUUCAUAUAAAAAGUACCUAGAUAUUGGAUUUAAAAUUUAUAAUGCAACCAAAGAGGAUUUAAUGAAAUUUUCUGGGCUAGUCAGCCAUUAAAUAUUUUUGGAAAUUAAAACGUAUGGUCUUUUGAGGAUGCUUAAAAUGUGUAGGAUGCUUUAAUGCUUCGUGUCUUUCACUACUUAAUGAGAAACGGUAGAUUUGAAGUGCACUAAUAUGAUGUUUUCUAUGUGCUAGAACCAGCCUAUCAGGGUUCAGGGUUCCUUUGAAGAUCAUUUUGGUGGAGAUAUGAAAAAUAUUUAGAACAACCUAUCUCUGACUUGCUGCUACUGCUGCUUCUUUGCAUUUGGUCCUCAUCUGCUGUUCCCUCACUCCAUUUGCACUCAUGUAUAAAGAACAGACAUCAUAGGAUAGGUAACUUUGACUCUCCUGACAGAUCUCAGGUUGGAAUUACUGUCCUAAGAUAGUGUGUUGAAAGGACAAAAAAAAAAAACCUGUGAAAGAAUGUAAUAGUAUUUAUUGUGGCCUUCAUAACAGCUCUAAAUGGUUUGAUAUAUUAAUAUACAAUAAAAGAACACAGUGUUUGGAUAA
Messenger RNA from Colius striatus (speckled mousebird), 1718 nucleotides. RefSeq names its product dual specificity phosphatase 19 (gene DUSP19). Lineage: Eukaryota; Metazoa; Chordata; Aves; Coliiformes; Coliidae. The transcript has 4 exons. Gene Ontology annotation, biological process: regulation of MAP kinase activity; protein dephosphorylation. Gene Ontology annotation, molecular function: JUN kinase phosphatase activity. The record is from RefSeq and is a predicted model, not a curated record. Gene Ontology annotation, cellular component: cytoplasm. The coding region runs from base 33 to 704 and encodes 223 amino acids.